Messenger RNA from Phlebotomus papatasi, 3891 nucleotides. RefSeq lists its product as uncharacterized. Gene Ontology annotation, biological process: sleep; regulation of synaptic transmission, cholinergic; positive regulation of voltage-gated potassium channel activity. The record is from RefSeq and is a predicted model, not a curated record. The coding region runs from base 2756 to 3265 and encodes 169 amino acids. The transcript is spliced from 3 exons. Lineage: Eukaryota; Metazoa; Arthropoda; Insecta; Diptera; Psychodidae.
UGUAACGCUCUGGCAAUGCCAUAUGACAAAUUGGGUUCGACUCUUAGGAGAGCUUUUUCGAAAAUGCGAUUCUAUAGCCGUGACAUUGCCAUUUCAGCUCACGUGGCAUUGUCAGAAGUCACAUAUUUGAGAUUUCUGGCAAUUAAAAUGACAAUGAAUGUUGUAAACAAAUCAACCAAGACAAACUGUAUUUGCAUAAUAUCACUUAAGUAAAGGCAUUUAAUUAAAAAAUCAGUGAAUUGCAUUUUCGAACUCAUAUGAUAUGACAAAAAAAGCUCGAAUGGCAUUGUCAGGUUUCGAACUCACGCGUGAAAAUGCCACGAAAAUUACAGAAUUCCCCUACUGGGUUUUAAUCGAAAAUGUCUUGCCAGACCAUAUUUUCGGUGUUUAUAAAGCAAUUUUGAUGAAAUUUUACUAUAUAAUGAAUGUAUCUGAGAUCGAGGCCUUUUUAACGAUGCGUCCCAUCCGUCUCUAUUCCAACCCACUGUUCCCCGUAUCCAAAUGGAUCCGACUCUAUCUCUAACGUUUAUUAAUCGAUUUCAAUGAUUUUUUUUCUUAAUAAUUAAUAUUCUUAGUAAUUCUUAGUAAUACUUAGUAAUAUAAUUGAAUUUAGGAUAAGAAAUAGUUAUUGGAUUUAAAUUGGUUCAUUGCUGAUUCAUAACCGAUUGGAAUCGGCUCAGGCUUGUCAGGAAUUCCAAGACCUUUCCAAUAUGAUACCAUUCGUUAAAGAAAUACGUUUUCAAGAGCCUUUUUAACCUUUGACCUUGAAAAACCGAUAUUAAGAAUGAUUCAACGGUAUUUUCGUAUAUGGACGAAAUAUCUGCCUGAGUAACCUGUGGUAGAAUUCUGUAAAAAUAUGACAAUGUCAUAUAGAGUCUCCUAAAUUCGAACGCUCGGGGGGUAUUUUUGACAUUUCUCACCUCCCAAAUUCGAACGAUUUUUUUCAAAACUAACGAAAUUUGUGUGAGAUUAAAUUGUACUUUGAAUUAAACUCUCGUACUUUCUCGCAAGUUUUAGUGGUAACUGACGUAUUUCGAGUGGACACGCGUUAUUAGAAAACCGGAAGUAAACACUGUGACUUGAGGAAAAAGCUUUUAUUGCGACACUUGACUUGACUUGACGAACUAAUCUGUUGAGGGCUGGGCGGCAAAGAGGAAGAUGGCAGCAUCCUUCGCUCUUUUAUAGCCGCGCUCUCAAACCCCCUCCAAGAGGAUCUCUUUCUCUCUAUCGGAGCACUCUCUCACAUUGACUUCUACAUUUUCAGACCUUACACUACAGUAACAUACUCUUCAUUUUAUACGAUAAAAAUGUAUGUAAACAUUCAGGAAGAAGCACAUGUAUAUGAUUUUCAUUCACCUAGAAUACGUACUUUCUAACAUAACCUCACAAUUGACAUUUUGAAUCCAAACGGCGUUCGAAUUUGAGAGAUUCAGAUUUGAGCGACUCUACUGUAACAAAUUUCCUUGAUAAAUUCGGGAGCAGGGCAACAUUAAAGCCCAAUGAACAUCGAAUGCCCAUUGCAAGGAGCUCCAUGAAGCUCUUAGUAAAUGAUGUGUAUCGAAUUUACGAUCAAUUUUAGAACAUAGAAAAUUUUAAGUUUGUUAUAUGACAUUGUCAUACUGCUACAGAAUUCCCCUACUGGUCACCACUAAAAUAUAUCCAAAAAUAAAAAAAUCGCACGAGUUUUCGAGAAAUUCCAAACAAAUGUUUUUGUUUGGGGUGGAGGAAAAUGAGGAGCAUAUUAACGAUUCUUGGGUUGACUUAUGGAGGGUCCCCCUUAAGUCCCAAGUCGCUAUCUCUAACGGUUUGGCCUUUAGAUCUGGCGACAGCGGGGGAUCUUGUCCCCGCGGGGUGGGAGGUGGAAAUUUUGAGGGGUGAAAAAUUGAGGGUUUUAUAUAUAUCGCUCUCUUUCUCUGUGGAGUUCGAGCAGUAAAAAUAUAUAGCCAAAAAUAGAUAUUAAUAAAAAUUGAAUGUAUAUCUGGCAAAUGAAAUGUAUGUGUGAAGUUGCCAAAAAUUUCAGUCGUACAUUCGCAUCUUCAAGCACAAUCCUCAUUUCAGAUUUUCUCAUUUUAUGCUUUUCUUUUGCUCUGAUGUUUUACUCUCUGUCUCACUUGUUCGUCUGACGAGCAAAGCGAGCAAGACGUAUUAUAUGAGAAACACAUGAAAGUGGGGUAACACAUUGAUGACGACUGAAUGUGGCUCCAACAACGUGCCAAUGAAUCGCUUUCUAGUGCACGUUCGACCGCUUAAGAUAGUAGUUGUAUUCACGAGAGUCACUCAACGAAAUAUCUUUCUUAUUAUAACUUUUGCAAUUUAUCUUGACCACCAAAUACGGACAAUAGUUUUAGUAUAAAGAAGUUUACCUUUCUUAAAAGUUAUUCUUUAGAUUAGUGAAUUGUUUAUUUUUUUUCUAAUGAUUUUUAUUGUGUUAAAUAUAAUUAGAGAAAUGAAUCUCAUGAAACUAAAAUGAGGAUUGGUCUCAUUAAUUUACCUUAACCUAUAAUUGUUUUUUUUUCUAUAACUGUGUGCAAAAAAUAUUUUAGUGCUUCUGUGUAAACUUGAGAUAUUAAAAAAAACACCCUAAAAUUUCAUGUCAAUUAUAACUGUGCUUCUGUGAAUCAUCACACAAGAACCUCUUGUGUUAAAAAAUAUAUUUCACAAAGUGUUUUUUUUUAGACUUAAUUACACAAAUACGUAUAGUAAAUUGAAUACGUGAACCAGUGGACUUUCGUUUUGGAAAUUAAAACACAUAAAUAUGGAACGGGUAUUUGGGACAGUGACGUUGGCCGUACUACUUCAAUUAUGUUUAAUAGAUAAUGCAGCUGGAGUGAAAUGCUAUAGAUGUACCGUAGCACCAAGUGCUCGAUUAAAUCAAACAAUGCUCUGUGCCAAAUUUGACGAAAGCAACUACUAUGCUGUCGAUUGUCCAUACUCCACAAUGUGCAUGAAGAAAAUAUUUAGACUGAGAUUAAUGAAUGGUCAGGAAGUUGAGACCGUAACGAGAGAUUGUGCCCAACAAAAAAGAACGGAAGAAGUAUUUAGAAAUGGUCGAUGGGAGAAGGAAAAUACCAUUGAAGAGGCAUACGAAGAGGGAUGUGAAACAAUUGAAGAAAAUACAAGUACACAAUCAAAGACUGUUUUCUGUCACUGUCGCGGUUCACUAUGCAAUUCAGCUCCCACCGAACAUCUUGGAAGUUAUCAUGUUGAUGCCAUGGGUGUAAUCUUAGUAUUCAAUGCUAUGAAAUACUUCCGAAGUAUAGACUAAAUACACCAUUUGCACAAUAUUUACUGCCAAGACCUCCACAAAUGUUAUAAAUUUUUUUUUUAUAGUAUUAUCAAUUACCUAUUAAAAAUAUUGAUUUAGCAUUAUCACGUUAUUAUUCUGAGGAUAUUCUGACAGAGUUUACCAAUUCUAACCCACAAAACUCUCUUCCUCUUUCGGAAAAAAUAUCUGUGUUUUUUUUUCAAUCUCAAAUUUAUAAAGUUAUUAUUUUUUGUUCUCUAAGUACCUAAAAUCCCUACCAAGAUUCUAAACAGUUAUCUUAUCGCCGAAGCAAUGUUUUGUUAUGAAAGAUGUUUGAUGGAAUUUAUAUUACAGAUUAGAUACUAAAGUUGAUUUAGUUGAAAUUGUAAUGCUCGAUAUUUCCAUAAGAAAACUUAAUUUGUUUUAAUCCAAAAUCGCGUGCAAGGAAAAAUGCAAAGCAUUUACAAAACAAAAAUUCCAUGGUUGAAUUUAUCUCGAAUUCUAUUUUGCCGUUAAAAAUUUUUGAAAUGUACUCUUGUGACAUUCUUCUAGAGCAAAAUGCAAAAUGUGAAAUAGAACCUAUAUUUUUUAUACACAAUGUGAUAUAAAUAAAAAAAAAAUAUAUUGUAUAAAUUAUUAAAGAAAAA